Molecule: messenger RNA, 402 nt
Organism: Metarhizium robertsii ARSEF 23
Lineage: Eukaryota; Fungi; Ascomycota; Sordariomycetes; Hypocreales; Clavicipitaceae
Exons: 2
Coding region: 1-402 (133 amino acids)
Source: RefSeq, a predicted model, not a curated record
AUGCCUUCCCGUCGCAAUAAUAGAGUUUUUCAUCGCUGCGUCAUUAAAUACCCCUACAACAAUAAACUGGUGGAGAUCCAAAUAGAGGUCGAUCGACUAUUCUAUUCCUGUGCUCUAAGGCGUUUUGCCAUCGAGUACCAGAUCCCUGGAGAUCCAGACCCGACGUCCAGGAAACUCAUCGACGCCAUAAAUGAUCUGGCCAGCAACGUGGUUGACCGGGAAAUGGGUCACCGACAGAGUCACCCCGUACUAGUCGGAAGAGCAUGGUCAGUAGACCUGCUUAAUCGUGGCCGCAAGGUCCUCCGUCUUCAGCCUCUCCAAGCCGAGCGAGCUUUUGAGCACGUCGGGCGUCAUCAGAAUGGCACGCGUACCCUUCCUAUUCUCAUCGCUGACGACGACUGA